UGUGGGGUGACGUGCUAUAGGCGAGACCAACGCUUGCGAAAAGAGGACGGCAGCCGCGAUUGACCUUGCCGCUGACGCCAAGUAAAGAAGCGUCCAGAGAAAAACAUGGCCACUCCCGGGCUACCCGCCAUUCCACAAUUGUCAACCAGCUCGGGAAUGAGUUUGUCAAAAGAGCAUUUCCUGGUCGCAGUGCCUGUUGCGGUUGUUGCAGCCACAGGAGGCUUCCUGGUGAGCCGUUACCUGAGUGGGCGGAGUUGCAAAAAGGGCCCGGUGAACACGUGUAUCAACAAAGACAGUCCCAAAGUGGUUCACAGCUUUGACAUGGAGGACAUUGGCACCAAGGCUGUGUACUGCCGCUGUUGGAAGUCAAAGAAGUUCCCUUAUUGCGAUGGUGCCCAUAGCAAACAUAAUGAGGAAACUGGCGACAAUGUGGGCCCUCUCAUCAUCAAGAAGAGGGACGUUUGAGCCAACCAAUCCCAAUUUUGGUGCUCCCUUCUUCAUGCCUCCCCUGUUUGUCUGUAUGGCGUAAUGGCGUUGCAAGCACUGUUCACAGUAUCAUGUUGUCACAAAAAAACACAAAAUAGAAUCUGCUACCACAAUAACUGAGGUGAAAGUAUUUCUGGUACUAUGAAAUUAAUCAUUUGCAGAGAGAUGUUGAAUGGUCAGAGGUGUGGUGGUGUUAUGGUUUGUUUCUGAAGUCAUAUAAGGAAACACAAGGCCUUAAAUAAAUUCUGUUUCAAGAUACACUACAAAGAUGAAUGUUACAUAUUUUAUUUUAUGUGCUAAGUGCUUGACAUUUGUCUGACUUAAAUGAUCCUCCAUGGUUCUGAAAAAAUGCUGAUCAACUAUAAUCACUCACUGUGGCAACACUUUUAUGUGCUCAAAGCUAGACUCAACUUCCCCAAUGCUUCUUUUUCUUGAGUUUUUCUACUGUCCAAUUCCAGAUUGUAUUGUCUCCUCUUCUGUAUCAUGUGAAUAAAGUUUGCUUUUGGUGGGACUUUGA
This is a messenger RNA of Hippocampus zosterae (dwarf seahorse), 1003 nucleotides long. RefSeq lists its product as uncharacterized. The transcript is spliced from 3 exons. Gene Ontology annotation, molecular function: 2 iron, 2 sulfur cluster binding. NCBI's taxonomy places the organism in Eukaryota, Metazoa, Chordata, Actinopteri, Syngnathiformes, Syngnathidae. The coding region runs from base 106 to 465 and encodes 119 amino acids. Gene Ontology annotation, biological process: regulation of autophagy. Gene Ontology annotation, cellular component: mitochondrial outer membrane; intracellular membrane-bounded organelle. The record is from RefSeq and is a predicted model, not a curated record.